Acanthosepion pharaonis is the source of this 627-nucleotide messenger RNA. The record is from the annotation of a GenBank genome assembly. NCBI's taxonomy places the organism in Eukaryota, Metazoa, Mollusca, Cephalopoda, Sepiida, Sepiidae.
AUGAUGUCCUCAUCGAAGCCGCCUUGUUAUAUAAUAUGCCGAGGCUUGCUUAGGUCCAUCCGCUCCGUCAUUGUUCAGAGGGUAUCUACCCUCUUCUUACUGCGAUAUACCCAGAUCUCGAAAGGAUCAAUCCGUUUUCUUUCCUUCUUGGCCAGUGCCCAUGAGUUUCUCCUGUACCUGAAGAUGGCGAAAUCACUGCCUCGUAGAUUUGGAAUAAUUUCCCUGUUACAUAUCUAUCUAUCUAUCUAUCUAUCUAUCUAUCUAUCUAUCUAUCUAUCUAAGGCUGAUUAUAUCUAUCUAUCUAUUUCAAUCUUAGCUAAUUCUGUUCAUAUCUAUCUAUCUAUCUAUCUAUCUAAGGCUGAUUAUAUCUAUCUAUCUAUCUAUCUAUCUAUCUAUCUAUUUCAAUCUGUCAUAAGUAGCCAAUUCUGUUCAUAUCUAUCUAUCUAUCUAAGGCUGAUUAUAUCUAUCUAUCUAUCUAUCUAUCUAUCUAUCUAUCUAUCUAUCUAUCUGAGUGACUCUUUUCAUUCUAUUCUUUUACUUGAUAUGUUUGUGUCCCUCUGUUUUUUAGUUCCCCCCUUUCUAUUUCUUAAUUUAUUGCAUUUUCUAUUUUUUCUUGCUUUUAUUUGA